Messenger RNA from Daldinia childiae, 378 nucleotides. RefSeq names its product Thioredoxin-like protein. NCBI's taxonomy places the organism in Eukaryota, Fungi, Ascomycota, Sordariomycetes, Xylariales, Hypoxylaceae. Bases 1 to 378 code for a protein of 125 amino acids. The transcript has a single exon. The record is from RefSeq and is a predicted model, not a curated record.
AUGGGCGGCGAAAAUCUACACCACAUCAACUCGCUCGCUGAGCUGCAGUCGCUCUUCGCGUCAACUACAUACGUAGCAGUCGACUUCUACGCGGACUGGUGCGGGCCGUGCAAGGUCAUCGCGCCGCACUACGAAUCGCUUGCCAAGCAGCACGGCGUCCCGGGCUUCCUUGCUUUCGCCAAGGUGAACGUGGACACCGCGCAGGAUGCCGCGCGCGCGUUCGGUGUUACCGCCAUGCCUACCUUCCUCUUCUUCAAGGAGGGCCGCCAAGUCGCUGUAAACGGACAGGCUGCGAUUCGUGGCGCCGACCCCCGCUCUCUGGCUGCGGCUGCCGAGAAGUUGGGCGGCUUAGCGAAGAAGCGCAUGACGGAGGCUUAA